ACCCGUAUUCGUUGCCUUUAUAACCUCUGGGUACCCUGACCCCGAAGAGACUGUUGACAUUCUUCUUGGCCUUGAAGAAGGCGGGGCUGACAUAAUUGAAUUCGGUAUACCUUUUACGGACCCAUUAGCAGACGGACCAGUAAUUCAAGAAGCCAACAAUGCACUUAAGCAUAAUAUUGAUAUAGAUCAAAGUUUAUCCUUUAUCUUUCAAGCUCGUGCUCGUGGUCUUAAAGCACCGGUGCUUUUUAUGGGCUAUUAUAAUCCAAUGUUAAUGUAUGGAGAAGAAAAGCUCAUAGAAAAUUGCAAGAAGAAUGGAGUCAAUGAGUUGCGCAUUCAACAACUCUCAAAAAUUUCUGACUCUUUCAUUUACGUCGUAUCAAGAUUGGGAACAACCGGCUUUCGCGCCGAAGUCGAUAAAGAGCUACCUGAUUUGAUUGCCAGGAUCCGCAAACACACUGAUAUUCCUCUUGCGGUUGGUUUUGGUGUUUCCACUAGAGAACAUUUUAAAAUCAUCGCGUCACAUGCCGAAGAAAAGGGAAAACGUGCUGAAAAAGUAAAGGAAUAUGCUUCGGAAGUCUGUGGCUUAUCUUUUGGACUUAGAGAUGAGGAAGCCAAAGAAGAUCCUGAUUUUUGGAAAGAAUAUCGAUCUUACUACGACUAUAUGGGUAGAGAGUCAAAACUCCAGUAUGCUGAUAGGUUAACAGCUGAUAUUCGUAGGUUAACCGGUGAUACUCGUGGUGCAAGGAUUUGGCUAAAAAGAGAAGACCUAAAUCACACAGGUUCACAUAAGAUCAAUAAUGCUAUUGGACAAGUUCUUCUUGCUAAACGUAUUGGAAAAAAGAGAAUUAUUGCAGAAACAGGAGCUGGUCAGCAUGGUGUAGCGACAGCAACUGUCUGCGCUAAGUUUGGAUUAGAAUGUGUUAUAUUUAUGGGUAGCGAUGAUGUUAAAAGGCAAGCGCUAAAUGUGUUCAGAAUGAGAUUAUUAGGAGCGACUGUUAAAUCCGUGGAUUCUGGCAGUAGAACAUUAAAGGAUGCUAUUAAUGAGGCUAUGCGUGAUUGGGUAACUAAUGUUCGAACUACACAUUAUGUUGUUGGAUCCGCAAUAGGGCCACAUCCGUUUCCAAUUAUUGUUCGCGAAUUCCAAUCGGUAAUUGGCAAAGAGGCUCGAGAGCAAAUGUUAAAGCAAGCCGGUAAAUUACCUGAUUUGAUCGUUGCUUGUGUCGGUGGUGGCAGUAAUGCUAUUGGAACAUUUGCUCCAUUUCUUGAUGAUAAGGACGUCAAGAUGGUUGGGGUUGAAGCUGGUGGUAAAGGGCUUCAUUCAGCAACCUUGUCUGUUGGUAAACCAGGCGUGUUACACGGAACUCAUACUUACUUAUUACAAACUGACAAAGGACAAAUCAAAGACACAGAUAGUAUCAGCGCCGGGUUAGAUUAUCCCGGUGUUGGUCCUGAACAUUCUUAUUUAAAAGAUGAUGGCCGUGUUGAAUACGUUGCUGUCACUAACAAAGAUGCUUUAAUUGGAUUUAGAAAGAUGUCGGAGCUUGAGGGUAUUAUUCCGGAACGUGCAUCCAAAAUGCGCAAAGAUCAGGAUAUUCUUUUAUGUGUUAGUGGCCGUGGAGAUAAAGACGUUCGAUCUGUUGCGAAAGCAUUGCCAGAAUAUGGUCCUCAGAUUGGAUGGGAUUUACGGAUUGGAGAUAUUUAG
Messenger RNA from Racocetra fulgida, 1702 nucleotides. The record is from the annotation of a GenBank genome assembly. Lineage: Eukaryota; Fungi; Glomeromycota; Glomeromycetes; Diversisporales; Gigasporaceae.